AUGCAUUCAUCAUACAAUAAUAGCAUUUCAAAGCAUCCACAGUUCUGAAAUUUAAAAUUAUUUUUACAAAAUGGAUUUUGGAAAGAUUUUAUUUUUCGUAAUGGCUUGUUUAGCGGCUCUAAGCUUGACAACGGCCAGCCCUAAAUGGAAGAUAUUCAAGAAAAUUGAGAGACUUGGACAGAAUAUAAGAGAUGGCAUCAUCAAAGCUGGACCAGCGGUAGCAGUGGUGGGCCAAGCUUCUUCUAUCGGUUGAAAACCUUA
Papilio machaon (common yellow swallowtail) is the source of this 261-nucleotide messenger RNA. RefSeq names its product cecropin-like. Gene Ontology annotation, cellular component: extracellular region. The record is from RefSeq and is a predicted model, not a curated record. NCBI's taxonomy places the organism in Eukaryota, Metazoa, Arthropoda, Insecta, Lepidoptera, Papilionidae. Gene Ontology annotation, biological process: antibacterial humoral response. The transcript is spliced from 2 exons. Bases 71 to 253 code for a protein of 60 amino acids.